Molecule: messenger RNA, 2358 nt
Organism: Eutrema salsugineum
Lineage: Eukaryota; Viridiplantae; Streptophyta; Magnoliopsida; Brassicales; Brassicaceae
Product: peptidyl-prolyl cis-trans isomerase CYP63
Exons: 14
Coding region: 363-2159 (598 amino acids)
Biological process (GO): protein folding; protein peptidyl-prolyl isomerization
Molecular function (GO): peptidyl-prolyl cis-trans isomerase activity
Source: RefSeq, a predicted model, not a curated record
AAGGCUAGAACGUACUGCCCUGAAUCCGAACCACCGGCGGGAAUCGGUCCCCGGAGCAACGGUAUCGGGCGAUCGAACGCAACGGUGGUCGCUGACGCUGAGUAUUCUUCCAUUUCUCUCUCUCGACUAGGCCCAAUCCGAUGGGCCUAAAUUUCAUUAUAUAUUGGGUAACUUCAGUAUUUCUGUUCGACACGUGGCGCCCCAGAGAACCGUAGAUUAUCCUUGCUGGGAAUUAGUGAGAGCAAUCCAGAUAGUGUGAGAGCCGCUUCGAGACCGUCUCUUCUUCAUCCUCUCUCCUCGAUUACUACUACUACGGGAUUUGUCUCCGUCUCUGUCCUUAAGAUUCUUUGCUUUGUGUAGCAAUGAGUAAGAAGAAUAACCCUAAUGUAUUCUUGGAUGUAUCACUCGGCGGGGAUCCUGUUGAACGGAUUGUCAUCGAGCUUUUUGCUGAUGUUGUCCCCAAGACAGCGGAAAACUUUCGUGCUCUCUGCACAGGUGAGGCGGGCAUUGGAAAGACCACUGGGAAGCCUCUACAGUUCAAAGGAUCAUCUUUCCAUCGAGUAAUCAAAGGAUUCAUGGCUCAAGGUGGUGAUUUUUCUAAUGGAAAUGGCACUGGCGGCGAGAGCAUCUAUGGUGGGAAGUUUUCAGAUGAGAAUUUUAAACUGGACCAUGAUGGAGCUGGAGUCCUUUCAAUGGCAAAUUGUGGCCCAAACACCAACGGGUCGCAGUUUUUUAUACUUUUUAAACGCCAGCCACAUCUUGAUGGGAAGCAUGUUGUAUUUGGGAAAGUCGUGAAGGGAAUGGAAUUUAUCAAGAAAAUAGAACUUGUAGGAACGAGUGAUGGGAAACCAACCACCCACGUAAAAAUAAUAGACUGUGGCGAAAUGUCUCAGAUAAAGUCCCAGGAUGCCGCUGAAAAAGAGAGAGGGAAAUCUAAAAAAUCUAACAAGGGCCUUUCUUCUGGUGACAUAUCUGAUCGUGAAGCUAGGGGAACACGCAGGAAAGACUCUAAGGACAAGAGGAUUAGGCGAAAAAGAAGAUACUCUUCGUCAGAUUCAUAUAGCUCAAGUUCUGAGUCAGAUUCAGAUUCUGAUUCAGAAACAAAUUCAUCCUCUUAUGAGUCUAGUUCUUCUAGUGACGGGAAGCGUAGGAAGAAGAGGUCAACAAAGAGACACAAAGGCCGACGCGGGGAAAGAAAGAUUAAAAGACGAAAUGGGAAAAAGAAAGCUCGAGGUGAUAGACAACCUCAGCGCAGGGAUAGUUCAAGUGACUCCGAGAGUAGCAAUUCUGAUGACGAAAGAGUGGGCCACGAUAAGGCCAGAAAGUCAAAGAAAGCUAGAGAUGGUGGAAAACUUUCGACGAUUGUGCCUGUAGGGAAUACUGUUGAUUCUAGUCCCGCAGAGAAGCUCUCUCUGGGAGAGAAACCAGAUUCAUUUCUGAAUGACGAUGAACUUGUAGGUAAUGGAAAGGCCACCAGAGUUGAUAACGCUAAUCAACGUGCUGACUCAUUGAGAUCAAGGAGUACGAGCCCAGCUCCUAGGAGAAAUCAAAUCAGUAGAAGCAAAAGUCCUAGUAGGAGCCCCGUGAGAGAUCUUGGAAAUGGAAGCACAAGCCCUCGCGAGAAGUCUGUAGAGAAAGCUUUGGGGAAAUCAUCAAAAAGCCCAUCCCCAAGUGGUGCGCCCAAGCGCAUCCGAAAGGGGCGUGGCUUCACAGAACGCUAUUCCUUUGCUCGAAAGUACCGUACGCCUUCUCCUGAGCGUUCCCCUCCUCGGCACUGGCCUGACAGAAGACGCUUUCAGGACAGGAACACGGACAGGUAUCCGAGCAAUAGGAGUUACUCUGAACGCUCGCCGAGAGGACGCAUUAGAAGCCCACCCAGGAGGAGGAGCCCUCCAAGGUACAACCGGAGGAGAAGAAGCACUUCUCGGAGUCCAGAUGGGUACCGCAGACGUUUCAGAGACAGAAGCAGGAGCCAAAGUCCAAGGCAUCGUAGCCCUAGCCCUAGAAAGAGGCAGCCAAUUAGCCAAGACCUUAAAUCCCGUCUCGGGCCACAAAGAUCUCCCAUCAGAGGAGGACCCACCUCGCCUGCAGAAUCACUCAACGCUUCUCCCUCAACCUCUCCAUCUGGACAGAGAGGUCUGGUGAGCUAUGCAGAUUGAUCACUCAUCCAUCGAUUUGCAUGCUGCUGGUGAUGGUGACUUGCGAGUUUUUUUAUUUUGUUUUCUUGUUGUUGUAAUUUGCGUGUUUUAGUGAAAGCAAUCGGUAAUGAUAUUUUUUUGUUGGUCGGAUAUAGACAUAGUACUCCCUCUUACCCUGGUUUGCUUUACAGAUAGAUUUUGUGAAACAUUUUUUUUUUUU